Messenger RNA from Telopea speciosissima, 2460 nucleotides. Its product is annotated as phosphate transporter PHO1-like. Gene Ontology annotation, molecular function: inositol hexakisphosphate binding. The transcript has 14 exons. NCBI's taxonomy places the organism in Eukaryota, Viridiplantae, Streptophyta, Magnoliopsida, Proteales, Proteaceae. Gene Ontology annotation, cellular component: plasma membrane; trans-Golgi network; cytoplasm. Gene Ontology annotation, biological process: cellular response to phosphate starvation; phosphate ion transport. The record is from RefSeq and is a predicted model, not a curated record. The coding region runs from base 96 to 2432 and encodes 778 amino acids.
UCAUUAAACCCUCUUCACCCUCUGCGUUUCAUUUUCAUCAUUCCAUUCUCUUAAUCUCGCGUUUCUUCGGGAAAGACUUUCAGAGAGAGAGAGAAAUGGUGAAAUUUUCGAAGCUACUUGAAGCCCAACUGAUUCCAGAAUGGAAAGAUGCGUUUGUGAAUUACUGGCAACUAAAGAAAAACGUGAAGAAGAUAAAGCUAUCAAGAAACAGUAAACUAGUAGAAAUCGAAAAGGAGCAUGAGUAUGGAUUCUCCAUCUUGGACCCCAUUCGUUGCAUUGUCAAGAAACUUUCAAAUCGAUUCGACAAUGGUGGAAAGAAAAGCGAGAUUCUUCAGGUGACGAACAGUAACAGAGGAGGGGGAGACGAGGAAGAUUUAUAUCAAACAGAGCUUGUACAGCUUUUUUCCGAAGAAGAUGAGGUGAAGGAGUUCUUCAUGAAAUUAGAUGAAGAGUUGAACAAAGUGAACCAGUUCUAUAAAAUCAAAGAACGUGAGUUCGUCGAGAGAGGAGAAAUCUUAAACAAGCAACUCCAAAUCCUUCUUGACCUCAAGCAAAUCCUCAAUGACCGUCGCCGGAAAGAUCUCCUAUCCAAAUCGGAUUCCGGAAUUUUUGAUCGUUCCAACUCGUCCAGCCGGAGCUCCGAUUGUUCAGGUCUGUCUUCUGAGUUGGAUGAGACACCAUCUCAAUCCCCAUCUCCAGAUGAUGUCAUUGCAGCAUUUGAGAGGAGCGGGGUGAACUUUAUCGGAGCUACAACGCGGACCAAAACGAAGAAAGGAAAGCCUAAGAUGGCGAUGAGGAUCGAUGUCCCGAUCACAACAUUGACACGCUCAAUCUCAUCGAUCACGUCUAUGCUCUGGGAAGAUCUAAUUACUAAUCCUAAGAAGGAAAACCCCGGAGGAGCAGUCGGAGAUCUCAUUAAUGGGAAGAAGAUCCAAUCUGCAGAAAAGAUGAUUAGGGGAGCCUUUGUAGAGCUAUACAAAGGGCUUGGACUCCUCAAGACUUACAGCUCAUUGAACAUGUUGGCUUUCACCAAAAUACUUAAGAAGUUUGAUAAGGUAGCAAACCAACAAGCAUCAGAGGAUUAUUUGAAAGUAGUGAAGAGGUCACAUUUUACAAGCUCGGACAAGGUGGUAAGAUUAGCAGAUGAAGUGGAAUCCAUCUUCACAAAGUACUUCGCCAGCAAUGAUAGGAAGAAAGCCAUGAAGUUCUUGAGACCCCAAUUGCAGAAAGAUUCUCACAUGGUCACCUUUUUAGGAGGUCUGUUCACUGGUUGUUUCGUGACACUCUUUGGUGUCUACGCGAUAUUGGCGCAUUUGUCGGGUAUAUUCUCUGCAGGAGGAUACAUGGAAACCAUCUACCCUGUUUUCAGCAUGUUUGCUUUACUUAGCUUGCACUUGUUUAUGUACGGGUGCAACCUUUUCAUGUGGAAGAACACAAGGAUCAAUUAUAACUUCAUAUUUGAGUUUUCUCCAACCACUGCUCUCAAGUACAGAGAUGCUUUCUUGAUCUGCACCUCCUUAAUGACUGCAGUUGUUGGGGCCAUGGUUAUCCAUCUCCUCUUAAGAUCCACUGGUUUCUCACCAACUCAAGUUGAUGCCAUUCCUGGAGUUCUCUUUCUUCUCUUUAUAGGAUUGCUCAUAUGCCCAUUCAACAUUUUCUACCGAUCGACCCGCUACUACUUCAUCCGAGUUAUUUGUAACAUUGUAUCCUCUCCAUUUUGCAAGGUUAUAAUGGUAGACUUCUUCAUGGCUGACCAAUUGACUAGCCAGAUUCCAUUGCUAAGGCAUAUGGAAUCUACAGCUUGCUACCUACUUGCAGGUAGUUUCGAAACUCAUCGAUACGAGAUCUGCCAUUCUAGCAAGUUAUACAAGCAGCUUGCUUAUGUUAUAUCAUUCUCACCAUACUAUUGGCGUGCCAUGCAGUGUGCAAGAAGAUGGUUCGAUGAAGGCGAUGUAAACCAUCUAGCUAAUUUGGGUAAGUACGUCUCUGCCAUGGUGGCAGCCGGUGCAAGAUUAUCAUUUGGCAUGAAUCCUACCCUACCUUGGAAGGCCAUUGUGAUAGCUACUUCUUCCAUAGCAACAAUUUAUCAGUUAUAUUGGGACUUUGUUAAGGAUUGGGGGUUCCUUAACCCUAAAUCAAAGAACCCAUGGCUUAGAGAUGAACUAAUCUUGAAGAACAAGAGCAUCUACUAUGUGUCCAUUGUUAUAAAUUUGGUUCUAAGACUAGCUUGGGUGGAGACUGUCAUGCAUUUUAGUCUUGGAUCAAUAGUUGAGUAUCGGUUGCUUGACUUUUCCUUGGCUUCACUUGAGAUAAUAAGGCGUGGGCAUUGGAAUUUCUACAGGUUGGAGAAUGAACAUUUGAACAAUGUCGGCAAGUUCAGGGCAGUAAAGACGGUUCCUUUACCGUUCCGCGAGACAGAUUCUGAUGACUGAAACCAUUAGCUAUAGACAUAUACUCACA